Molecule: messenger RNA, 3181 nt
Organism: Cebus imitator (Panamanian white-faced capuchin)
Lineage: Eukaryota; Metazoa; Chordata; Mammalia; Primates; Cebidae
Gene: DNAJB12
Product: DnaJ heat shock protein family (Hsp40) member B12
Exons: 9
Coding region: 140-1372 (410 amino acids)
Biological process (GO): cellular response to misfolded protein
Cellular component (GO): endoplasmic reticulum membrane
Molecular function (GO): Hsp70 protein binding
Source: RefSeq, a predicted model, not a curated record
CUCAACUCUAAGACCUUCGGAACAUGAAAUCUGGGCGUGCACCAUUUUUGACACUUAAGCCAGCCGUCCCUUUCUUAGAAGACAUACGGUAGCGCUUCCACCCUCGCUCAAAUCUCGGGAAAGGAGGGGCGGAAGGUGGAUGUCAUCACUACGCGCCCGCCUGCCCGCGACGCACCGGCGGGUGGCGCAGCCCUUCGCUCGCCCGGCCUCCCCCUCCCUGGUUCCGCGCUCUGGUUCCGCCAUGGAAUCCAACAAGGAUGAAGCCGAGCGCUGUAUCAGCAUCGCCCUCAAGGCCAUCCAGAGCAACCAGCCCGACCGGGCGCUCCGCUUCCUGGAGAAGGCACAGCGGCUGUACCCGACGCCGCGAGUUCGCGCCCUGAUUGAGUCCCUCAGCCAGAAACCACAGACUGCCGGUGACCAACCCCAACCCACAGAUGCAACCCGUGCCACCCACAGGAAAGCAGGUGGGACCGAUGCCCCCUCGGCCAACGGUGAAGCUGGAGGAGGAGAGAGCACCAAAGGCUACACUGCAGAACAAGUUGCAGCUGUGAAAAGGGUCAAGCAAUGUAAAGAUUACUAUGAGAUCCUAGGAGUGAGCAGAGGGGCCUCGGAUGAGGACCUGAAGAAGGCCUACCGCAAACUGGCCCUUAAAUUCCACCCAGACAAGAACCAUGCACCUGGCGCCACUGAAGCUUUCAAAGCCAUCGGCACAGCAUAUGCGGUACUCAGCAACCCGGAGAAGAGGAAGCAGUAUGACCAGUUCGGUGAUGACAAGAGCCAGGCAGCCCGGCACGGCCACGGGCACGGGGACUUCCACCGCGGCUUUGAGGCUGACAUCUCCCCAGAAGACCUCUUCAACAUGUUCUUUGGCGGCGGCUUCCCUUCUAGUAAUGUCCACGUCUACAGCAACGGCCGCAUGCGCUAUACCUACCAGCAAAGGCAGGACCGCAGGGAGAACCAGGGCGAUGGCGGGCUAGGGGUGUUUGUGCAGCUGAUGCCCAUCCUCAUCCUGAUCCUUGUGUCAGCUCUCAGCCAGCUCAUGGUCUCCAGUCCACCCUACAGUCUGAGCCCAAGACCGUCCGUGGGCCACAUCCACAGGCGAGUCACUGACCACCUGAGUGUCGUCUACUAUGUGGGAGACACUUUCUCUGAGGAGUACACAGGCUCCAGCCUCAAAACAGUGGAGCGGAAUGUGGAAGAUGAUUAUAUCGCCAACCUCCGGAACAACUGCUGGAAGGAGAAGCAGCAGAAGGAAGGCUUGCUGUACCGGGCUCGCUACUUUGGUGACACGGAUAUGUACCACAAAGCACAGAAGAUGGGCACCCCCAGCUGCAGCCGACUGUCAGAGGUGCAGGCCUCCCUGCAUGGAUAGUCCCGGGCCAGCCACGCCACCGAGGUCCAAACUAUGAAAUCCCUGGAGAAUUUUUGGUGACAUGCACUGAGCCAAGGUGAUGGACUGUAUAUUUAAGGAAAGACAUACAAAGAAACAAAAUUAAAAUGGAAUUGGAGGCUGAAUGCUACACAGCUGCCCUCUCUCUCACCCAGUAAAUGCAGAAAGCUCUUAGGACAGACAGAAAACCUGCCACAGGGCUGCUUCCCUCCCUCCCAGGGCUGGCGGAGGCUCCGCAGCGGCCCUCUCCUAGGAUACGGAAACCAUGGCAACGAAAGUAGAAUGUAAAACUUGCAGCAGAUAUCAGUGGGAAGGGCUGGGGGAGGGGCGCCCAGCUGCCUUUCCUCUCUCCCAGGAGCCACCACCAGCCACCUCUCAGGAGAAACCAGAGGUACUGGCCAAGGAUAGAGAGGAGGAAGAAAGAGAACUCUCCAUAGAAUGUAAUUUAUAGAUGCGUGUAUAUGUAUAUGUAUAUAUAUAUCUAUUUAUAUGUAAAUAGACAUAUAUGAAGAUAUAUAUAUAUAGUCUACUUUUUAAACCGCAGGGAUUUGGUUAAGCUGUUUAGCCAAUUUCUUUCAUGUUUUAGAAAUGAGGCCUGUUUGGGGAAGGCACCCUGGUGAUGAUCUUGCCAGACGUUAGCUAUAGCUGGCAGCAUAAGGAGAGUCGCGUCAGAGCUUUUCACAGCCCCCCAAAACCCCAGCCUGGUUUUAAUGGCAGCAGUAAUUAUGAUAGCGUGAACCCAAAAAGGCCUCAGGAUUUUGAUUAAGCUGGAGAGGAGCAGGCCGUGGAGGGAGGGGCCAGGUCAUUAUUGAGUCACAGUAGAGGCCCUGUGACUCAAUCGGGCAGUCACACACCUCUUCCUAAACUCUGGUGGGCUCUUUGUCCUGGUGCCCAGGAGCCCUCCAGCCCCCUGCCCGCAGAAGGGAAGGCCUGCAGAGGGGCCAGGUUCUACCGAACCACUUCCCCGCCCCUAAGUCCCUCAGUGGGCUUUGCCUUAUAGGUGCCAUAGGGCACAGCUCCAUCAUUGCCACUGGUUUUUCCUAAGUCAUGCACCAAGGACUUCAGAAGGCUCUUCCUCCGAGUCAGCCGGUGGCAUCAGGACCCCAGGGCAGUCUCUUCGACUCCUGAAGAACAGUCAGUGCCCGUGGGCACCUCUGUCUUCACCCACCGUGGAUGUGACCACCAGGCCUCCUCUUGCACCUUGGACAAAGGAUACACCUGAACCAGGACAGUUUUCUUCCCCUCACCUUCAAAUGAGGAUUUUGCUGAAAACAGCACUUGCUGCCAGGGGAAGGAGGGAAGUUUGAUUGAUUCCCACAGUUUCUACUGGGCCUUCUGGAAUGACCGUGUUUUCCUGUGGCAGUGGGGGUGUCAAGCCCGCUGCCUUCCAAAGCCUUACUUCCCCAAGCUGCCAGCCAGGAGGUGAUAACCUCCCUCCCAGAGUUUCUCUUGGCUCUUUUUUUAAAAGUCCCCCAACAAAUAGGAUUCUUGCUGGGAAAGGAAGUUUGGUAAGGAAAUGUCAAAUCUGGUUUUUAAACAAGUCCCAUCCUGCAAUGAAGUGGCCACCUCAGCCCAGAGAGAGAUGAUAAGAACUGAUGUGGCCAGAGUGCCCACCCACGGUGGCCCCGGUGCUCUGUCCCCAACGCCCCGACCGUCUGGUCUUGGUAAUGUCCCUAGACGGGCUGAGCCAUGUGCAAUAAGAACAUAGAUCCUAAAGGAUCCCCCGGAAGCUGUAUUUCUUGAAUUAGAAUUCUGAAAUUGUACAUCUAUAAAUAUAUGUUUAUUAUGUGA